AUAUUGGCAGUCCAAUGGUUGUAUCACAUGGUCGUGUUUGGAUCCAGGCUGGAGUAUCCAUCAUUGGCUGCAACCAGGCUGGCGGUCCUAGAGUCCUCACUAGGAUCUCACUCUACCAGGACUGGAUCUCCGCCCACAUCAUCCCCUCCUCUGACCAACCAGGAUUCAUUCAGCUGGGCAUAGGCCAACCCACAUCGCUUCCUCAACCAACUACCACUCUGUCCUCACAAGCCCCUCCCACUCGGUCUUCACAAGCACCAUCUACACCAUCUCCUUCUCUUGCCACCACUUUGCCUUUACCUGAUCGAGGGCGUUCGUGUCGUUUCAGGCCCCUAAACAACAUUGCUAUCCCCACCGUCUGGAUAUCAGUAAUUAUUGGACCUGUCUCUAACAACACAGACAGGAAACUACUCGCAAAAAACACCCUCACACAGUUGGAGCAGGUCUCUAAAAGGUAUUUCAAGGACCCUGAACAACGCAUUGCAAACAUUCUUCAGUGUACUCAGAGGGAGAGCGUUGUUGAUCUAGAUAUGCAGCUGACAUUUCAGCCCGUGUCUAAACCCCCACCCCUUCGACUCUGUUUCCCCGGCAACGGGCUGGUGAGGGUGGCCCUGGCUGAAACCUUCAGGGGCUACACACACGUGGAGAUCCGGAACAUUACAAAUGGUUUGAGCGUCAUUGCGAAGUUUUCAACCAACAUAGUAUAUGAGGAAGCUCUCAGUGACCCAACCAGCCCUCAGUUCAAAAACAUGGAACGAAGGAUCGUCAGAGUGAUUGACGAAAUCAACCGUGCUAAAUAUGGCAUCCUGUACAAGAGAACCAUAGUACUGGGAUUCAGGCCACGUUCUCAGAGCAGGAGGUCCAAACGAGACGUCAUGGCAACAGAGGUGGAGCUACAGGAAGAGUUUGAGUCCAACUCCACUGACACAACAGACACACACUCCAUUCUCAUCAGCUCUGAUGACGUGAGGGACACUCUGAAGAAAGCGGCUGGUAACUCCACUCUCGGAUUCACACUGGACCUCAACACAGUCAGCAUUGCAGAAGCAUCCAAAGCAGUGAUGUGGUAUCCCGCCUCUUUUGGAACUAUUUCUGUGAUUGGCCCAUGUCUGCUGCUGCCAUGGAUGUGGUUGGCUUUCUAAUCCAUCAAUCAACUCCACAGCCAAUCCAACGGCUCCGUUACGAACAAAGUCACCCGUGACUGCUUUGAAUAGUGUUGUCAAGAAUCUCUAGUAGAGUGAGAUACUUCAGGCUUAUACUUUUCCUGGAUCCAUGUGAUGUCAGGUGAACGCUCCCCUUCAGGAAACUUUCAGUUAGGAGACCUUUGGAGACUUACGGUUGAGAAUAAAUGGAGUUCCCUUAGCACUGUAGAUAGCACACAUCUUGUCCAAGCCGCCACCCAAAGAAUGUGCAUUUGUGCGUUGUUUAUUUGUGUAAACUACUUUGCACUUUCCCUCUGGGGACCUAUAAACUUACUCUACUCUACUCUACAUUCUAAUGUUUUUUCCUUUACAUUUUUUAAACAAAAUAUGUGAUAGUCCCUUAAGAAGCCCAGGUGUAGCAAUGCAAGUGAACUGUUUUGUGGUCUAGGAGUCAACACAUUCCAUGCAUUGCUGAGAAAUGUAAUGUAUACAUUAAUCUGCUGAUUGAAUAGUUGAUGUAAACAAAUUAUGCUGCUGUCAAAUCCUGCUCUGAGUGUGGUGUGAUAUCAAUCAUUCUUGUGAAAACACUGGUUCAAGUUCUUUUAUAAAUGUGUUUUGUCUAUGUAUUGUCUAUGCAUUGUGUUUUUCCUUCUUAAAAGUGAAUCUUGAGUCUGGAUUUU
Molecule: messenger RNA, 1822 nt
Organism: Engraulis encrasicolus (European anchovy)
Lineage: Eukaryota; Metazoa; Chordata; Actinopteri; Clupeiformes; Engraulidae
Exons: 10
Coding region: 15-1142 (375 amino acids)
Source: RefSeq, a predicted model, not a curated record